Messenger RNA from Ascochyta rabiei, 1887 nucleotides. Its product is annotated as exocyst complex component exo70. Gene Ontology annotation, molecular function: phosphatidylinositol-4,5-bisphosphate binding. NCBI's taxonomy places the organism in Eukaryota, Fungi, Ascomycota, Dothideomycetes, Pleosporales, Didymellaceae. The transcript has 2 exons. Gene Ontology annotation, biological process: exocytosis. The record is from RefSeq and is a predicted model, not a curated record. The coding region runs from base 1 to 1887 and encodes 628 amino acids. Gene Ontology annotation, cellular component: exocyst.
AUGGUGGGCCCGCGUAAACCUCCGGCUCUGGCCGAAGAGAGCGCCGAAGUCGAAGUGCUGUUCGCCAACAUGGACAAGAUGAAGACGCUUACAAAGAAGAUCCAAGGGUCCGUCAACAGGCUCGAUGCCAGUGGGAAGGCUGUGCAGGAAGCCAUUAGCCCGAUUUAUGGGAAUACACAGAAAUUGCAGAUUGCGACAAGCAACAUCGACAGGGUCAUUGAGGCUAUUGAGAGGCUCAGGGCGCCGAGAGAUCAGAGUGAGAGGGAGGAGAGGAUCAUAAGGGCUGGACCUGGACGAGGCGACCUCCGCGAUUACAUUGCGUCUCUCGAUCGAACCACAAUGGCCCUCGCCGACUUGAAGCGCACGAACCUACGCUCGAACGAACAGGCGAUUGCGCAGCUAAACGGCCUCUUGAAGCUGGGGAACAAGCAGCUGGAAGAUGUCUUCCGUAGCAUAUUGGGGGACUGUUCGAGGCAAAAGCUGCAGCCGCUGGAGUUUGUUGCUAAGAACAACCCAUUUCCACUUCUGCCGCCAGACCAACUCUCGACCUUGCGUGGCAUCAACAGCCACAUCGCGCAGACCGUCGCCUCGACAUCACAAGCUGAUCUGUCUUCAACCCCGACACAAAAGAUAUAUGCAGACAUUCGAGGCAGCUACCUGGAAAGUUCACUGGGCAGUCUUGCUCAAGCUUCGGUCGCGACAGCUAGAAAGGUGCAACCGGAUGCCUUGUACAAAAAGGGCACCAACGGCAUUGGCACAUACGUGCAGGCGAUUGAAGGCAUAUUUGUGGCCGAGUACGACAAUAUCACAAACAUCUUUGCACGAGGCGAAUGGACACCGGUCUGUGAAUCGACAUGCCAGGCCUCACUGGGAGAGUUUAAUCGGACGUUACGUGAGCUGAACGGCCACAUUCAGAAGAACUUGCUUACAGAUUGCUUCCUUGGAUACGAAAUCUGUGGCAUGGUGCGCACACUUUCUCUACGACUGCAGGACACCACUGGCGCACUAAAGGGCCAGAUUUACGACAGCGUCAAGCCCAUUCGGGAAACAUCAAAGACUUCCUUGAGUAAGCUUAUUGAAGACACGAGGGUACGCACGCAGACCCUUGUUGCUCUGCCGAUGGAUGGAGCUGCCGUACCUAUCACAGGUGAAUCGAUGCGUCGGCUGCAGGAAAUGACCAACUACUUGGAUCCACUGUCAUCGAUACUAGCAUCGCUGGGAGAAGGUGGCUGGAACAAUCCCUCCGCGAAUAAACCCUCGACAACGCUAGAUGUCAACCCUGACAUGGUCAAGCUGUUCGCAUCGUACGCGUCCGACACGAUCGACACGCUCAUCCAGAACCUCACGAGCAAGGCCAAGAUGCUUUUGAAAGGCAAGACCUUACAAGGCAUCUUCCUGGCGAACAACAUAGCCAUUGUCACCCGCACAAUCCGUAAUUCCGAGCUCGCCCCACUCUUGGAGAGUUAUGCAGGCAAGCUUGCAGCCUGGCGCAAGGCCAGUUCAGCCAUGUAUCUUGAAGCAUGGCGAGAGCCAUCCGGCCAUCUGCUCGACGUACAAUAUACCAAUCGGUCAAAGGAUAGGCCACACUCUGGUGGUGGAGCAGCCGACUCCGCAGCUAUUGUUAAGGGUCUGGGCUCAAAGGACAAAGAUGCAAUUAAAGAGAAGUUCAAGAGCUUCAACACGAGCUUUGAGGAUCUUGUCGCCCGCCACAAAACGUAUGCCAUGGAGGCCGAAGUGCGGGCACAGCUGUCGAAAGAGGUGCAGAACAUCAUCGAGCCACUGUACAACCGCUUCUACGAUAAGUAUCGCGAGAUUGACAAGGGCAAGGGCAAGUACGUCAAGUACGACAAGGCUGAGCUUAACAAGGCGCUCAUGAGUUUUUCUUGA